AUGGCUCCAAACAGUUUGUUGCAUCCAGUGUCCUCAGUCAGCUUUGAAGAAAAAAUCCAAUUCUCUGCGAGUCAGCGUCUCUCUUUUGCAAGAAGCAAAUGGUUCACGCUCCCCGCCGAGAGUGAGAGCCACAGCGACGUGUGGAGCAUCAAGCCGCCGGAUUUCUCUCUUAAACUGUACACAUCUCUGUCAGUGCCUCAGAAGAAAGAAAGAAAGACGCAUUCAAAUCUACCUCAACCAGGUGAAACACAGAGGAGAACUGGAAUAUUUCUACCAAAUGUUUUACAUGAGAGUUACCAGAGGGAAGAGUCUCCAAAGUUCAUCACAUCAUACAGGCCUCCUGAUGCUCUGGAAUCUGAGCUGAUGUUUGUCAAGACUGGGAAGUACCUUUCUGGGCCUUACAAGAACCCCAAACCACAUAACUUCAGACCGCUCAAUGAAGACCUUCCAGACAUAGUUACUACAUAUGAGAGAGAUCCUGGUAACCUGAAUUUGAAAUUAAAACACUUGGACAUCGUCCGGACCACUAGAUCCGAGUCCGACUUAAGUUCAAAGGACACCAAGACAUCGAUGGACACGUAUAAACCUGCAGAGCCAAAGUGGGAUGCGAGGCUCAUACUCCCUCAGCUGCUCUGGCCUCCAAAAUCAGCUUCCUAUACUGUCAGUAGUGUUUUGGCGUCAUAGCUACAUAAAGAACCACUGCUAUAUUCAAUUUUGUCAGUCACAUAGGGCGCUAAAUACAUU
This is a messenger RNA of Perca fluviatilis (European perch), 744 nucleotides long. RefSeq lists its product as uncharacterized. NCBI's taxonomy places the organism in Eukaryota, Metazoa, Chordata, Actinopteri, Perciformes, Percidae. The record is from RefSeq and is a predicted model, not a curated record. Bases 1 to 684 code for a protein of 227 amino acids. The transcript is spliced from 3 exons.